AUGGACAAUGGACUUCUGAACGGCGUUUUACUUCUGGAUUUAAAAAAGGCAUUUGAUUGUGUAGAUCAUCAAAUCUUACUAAACAAAUUAGCAAUGUAUGGAAUUCGUGGUAUAACAUUAAAUUGGUUUAAGUCGUAUCUCUCCAAUAGAAAGCAAACUUGCAAAGCUAACAACAUAUUUUCAGAAAUGAAACCAAUUAAAACUGGUGUGCCGCAAGGCUCCAAUUUAGUCCCCCUGCUAUUUAUUAUCUAUGUCAACGACUUACCUAAUUGUCUAGACAGUGCUAGUGCAAGCAUGUUUGCCGAUGAUACAAAUAUAACAGCAACCGGUCAGACAGUACAACAACUCCAAAGUAAUUUGAAUAACAAUUUAGAAAAAGUACACCACUGGCUUCUCGCAAAUAAAUUAACUCUUAGUUACAAUAAAACAGAGUACAUGAUUAUUGGUUCAAGACAAAAAAUACUAAACAUUCAAGAAGAACCAAUAAUAAGCAUAGGUAAUGAACCUGUAAAGAAAAUUAAUAAAUGCAAAACACUUGGAGUUAUAAUCGAUGACAAAUUAAUGUGGAAAGACCAUAUAAAUGAAAUCAAUGCAAAAGUUUCGAAAGUUUUAGGAAUAAUGAGAAGGAUCAAAUCGCUUGUAACCCAAUCUGUCUUGCAAACUAUAUACAACAGCUUAAUACUCCCAUAUUUCGAUUACUGUAGCAUGGUAUGGGAUAA
Paramuricea clavata is the source of this 719-nucleotide messenger RNA. The record is from the annotation of a GenBank genome assembly. Lineage: Eukaryota; Metazoa; Cnidaria; Anthozoa; Malacalcyonacea; Plexauridae.